AUGGCGGAUGCAACUUCCGGCGUCACGGCUGAUUUGCUGAAAAGCAAACUCAUCGAUCAGUUGCAGGCCGAGCAUGUCGAGAUUGAGGAUCUGUCGGGCGGUUGUGGGCAGGCCUUCCAGGCUAUCAUUGUGUCGCCCCAGUUCGACAAGAAGACCAUGCUUGCUCGUCAUCGUCUCGUGAACUCGGCUUUGAAGGCGGAGAUUGCGGCCAUCCACGCGUGGACGCCAAAGUGCUACACGCCCGAGCAGUGGCAGGCGCUGCAGCAGGGAAGCGCCUAA
Aspergillus terreus NIH2624 is the source of this 279-nucleotide messenger RNA. Its product is annotated as BolA family protein. Gene Ontology annotation, biological process: intracellular iron ion homeostasis. The transcript is spliced from 2 exons. The record is from RefSeq and is a predicted model, not a curated record. Bases 1 to 279 code for a protein of 92 amino acids. Gene Ontology annotation, molecular function: 2 iron, 2 sulfur cluster binding. NCBI's taxonomy places the organism in Eukaryota, Fungi, Ascomycota, Eurotiomycetes, Eurotiales, Aspergillaceae. Gene Ontology annotation, cellular component: cytosol; nucleus.